AGACAGUUGCAAGAUAUAUUUUCAGGACAAUGGGGGCCCAAAGGUAGUAUUUAAGAGGCAGUGUGUCUGCCGUUCAAUUCCUUCCUCACCACUCACAAGCACAGCUUCACAACACAAACACCCUUCAAACCAUCCUCCGACUGCCAUCCCAGCCACUACGGCUCUGCCCACUCACCUUCCUCGCAAGCACCAGAGAAUCGCCAGUAAGAUUGCUAUGCGCUCUCUCCUCUAUCCAGGUAGCUAACAGAUACAUCAGUGAGACUUUCUACCAUCGCCACCAUGGCCAUGGCCCUGGUCGCCCCAGGCUCAUGUGCCCCAGCAGCAGAGAACGCACUGCAAGCCAGACAAACCAUCCCGAACGCCAUCCUGCAGUGCGCCCGAGACCUUACGCUCCACCGUUCCCUGGAGGAGGGACAAAAGCUUUACCAAAGUCUCUGCACUUCCCGAUUCGGCUGCGAAUUUUCAGUCGAUCCAACCCUCGAAGGCGAAAUCUACUGGGGAUCUUGUGGAAACUGCCCCUUUCCCUUCCCGGCCGCCGCGGGCAGAAUUACCGGAUGUGUGAUUUUCAGGGAGCCCCCGGGUAUUUGAGAGAUGGCACCGAGGUUAUCAGAGAAGCGCGGUGGAUUAGAUGACAGAACGGAAUAUGGGCAUUUGUAGCAGGGUAAUGGCACUUAAUGUCAUCUCUCGUUAGUUUCGUACUGAGAGGCAAAAUCAAUUCAAGUGGUUAGAAAACUAUACCUCUGCCUCUUUUCUUACUGUGAACCUGCUGAUCACUAC
Messenger RNA from Pyrenophora tritici-repentis Pt-1C-BFP, 777 nucleotides. RefSeq lists its product as uncharacterized. Lineage: Eukaryota; Fungi; Ascomycota; Dothideomycetes; Pleosporales; Pleosporaceae. The record is from RefSeq and is a predicted model, not a curated record.